Phyllopteryx taeniolatus (common seadragon) is the source of this 3441-nucleotide messenger RNA. Its product is annotated as zinc finger protein 319. The record is from RefSeq and is a predicted model, not a curated record. NCBI's taxonomy places the organism in Eukaryota, Metazoa, Chordata, Actinopteri, Syngnathiformes, Syngnathidae. The coding region runs from base 594 to 2351 and encodes 585 amino acids. The transcript has 3 exons.
CAAGAUUUUUGAUUUCUUUCCAGUUCCUCGUCGUCUUUUGUUUUAGCUUGUUCUUGUGACAAACCGUGUGAGUCGUUACUCGCUCUGUCCACCCGUAGCUGUUUUCGUCCACCGUGGUGGAGCUGCCCGGUGGCGCGGCUGCGGUCGUAGCUCAGCUCCCUGCGUGGUUUCCGGUGUUCAUCCGUCUGCAGGAGGAUGGCGUCUGGUUUCUACCGCAUCCCCUCUCCCGCCGGUCCUCCGACCCCCACUCACGGCCGAAUGUUGUCGGUUCCGGUCCGAAGACAGCAGUGAAAAACAUCAUUAAGCGACACGGGUGCAUGAAGACUGAGUUCAGGAAAUAGACUGCGCCCGGCUUGGUCAGAAACGCUGCUGGUUUACAGCUGCAUUUUAGCGACGUUCUCCGAUGUAUAAAUUCGCCAUCCUUUCAUACCACCAACAUAACAAUACACCAUCGGUGUUCAUGUUUAGCACUAAGAACGUGUAUAACCUACACAGAGCUCACCAUCCGGAUUACCAUUUCAUAAACUCCAUCAAUCUGCUGUGUGUGGCAUUAAAAACCUCAUCUCCUGAGUUCUGAUUCCUAAAGUGGAAGAAUGACGGAGGCGUGGCAGCAGCAGCAGCAGCACACAGUGGCUCCACCUUCUGUAGUGCACACACUUCCCCAGACCACGGACACUCUGUCCUGCACUGUGUAUGGUGUUGUCCUACAACCAGAUUCCUCUCUGCAGCAGCAGCUGGGCCAGCAGCAUGUUGUGCAAACUCAGCAGGCGUCCAUACAGCUAGGAGGUGAAAGAGUGCACAAGUGUGGCGCCUGUGGACAUGACAUAUCUCACCUGGCCAACCCCCACGAACACCAGUGCAUGGUGACCCAAGACAGGUCUUUCCAGUGCACACAGUGCAUGAAAAUCUUCAGCCAAGCCACAGACCUCCUGGAGCAUCAGUGUGUGCAGGUGGAGCAGAAGCCUUUUGUGUGUGGCGUGUGUAAGAUGGGUUUCUCGUUGCUCACUUCCUUGGCCCAGCAUCACAAUUCCCACGGCAAUGGAAACAACCCAAUGAAGUGUUCCAUUUGUGAGAAAACAUACCGUCCCGGAUCCGGAAAUGUCACUCCCACCUCGUCUGCGGCCAAUCCUCAGCAGCCCUCCACCGGAGAGACAUCAGGUGGCGGCGCAGCAAUGAGUGCCUCAUCCCCACCUGCUUUUGAGGCGUCUGCACCAGAUAGGCCAUACAAGUGCUCAGUGUGCCAUAAGUCCUUCCGGCAUUUGUCCGAGCUAACCCGCCACGAAAGGGUACACACAGGUGAGAAGCCGUACAAAUGCGACACAUGCGAUAAAAGCUUCAGCCAGUCUUCCCAUCUGGCUCACCACCAGCGCACACACAGCUCUGAGCGGCCUUAUAAGUGUGCUGUGUGUGAGAAGAGCUUUAAGCACCGUUCUCACCUUGUGCGCCACAUGUACGCCCAUUCGGGCGAGCACCUAUUCAAGUGCAACUUGUGUGAAAUGCACUUUAAGGAGUCAUCAGAGCUCCUGCACCAUCAGUGCCAGCCAGAAGGAGAAAGGCCUUUCCGAUGUGGUUCGUGCGGGAAGAGCUUCAAGCGGCCGUCGGACCUGCGACAGCACGAACGCACUCAUUCCGAGGAGCGCCCGUUUCAGUGCGAGGAGUGCCAGAUGAGCUUCAAGCAGCAGUACGCUCUCGUACGACACCGUCGCACUCAUAAAAAUCCGGCUGACCGACCUUUCAAGUGUAAUCUCUGCGAUAAAGGUUUUCUUCAGCCGUCACACCUGCUUUACCAUCAGCAGGUGCAUGGUAUGGAAAGCUUGUUCAAGUGUGCAUCUUGCCAGAAGUCUUUUAGCCAAUCCGGAGAACUGCUGAGGCACAAAUGUGGAGGGGAAGUAGAAAAGCCGUACAAGUGUGAUGUGUGCGGCAAAGGUUACAAAAAGAACUCCACGCUGCAGCGCCACCAAAACACUCACUGCACAGAGAAGCCGCUGAAAUGCUCUCUGUGUGACAAGCGCUUUGUGUCAUCCUCAGAGUUUGUCCAGCACCGCUGCGACCCGACACGCGAGAAACCGCUGAAAUGUCCCGACUGUGAGAAACGCUUCAGGUACUCGUCCGAGCUACAGCGCCAUCGCCGUGUCCACACUGGGGAGAAACCUUUCAAGUGCGCCAGCUGCGACAAGAGCUUCAAACAACGCGAGCACCUGGCCAAGCACCAAAGUGUGCACUCGCGGGAGACGCAGUUUAAAUGCGUGUGGUGCGGCGAGCGUUUUGUCGACCUUGCUGCUCUGCAGGAACACACGGUCCAGCACACCGCCGAAGGGGAGAGUUUCCCGGAAGCGCCCUGUAUCCCGUGACCGCUGUCAUUCUGCAGGCUUUUGGACAGCAAACAGCAAUGUUUUGCAGCCUCCUCACUCACCUUUGUUGCUUCAAACACGCACCCAUUAAAGAAGAUCCCUGAUUUGUAGUAAAGUAUACAUUGUGUUAACACUCAAUUAUCCUUCCUUGAGUAAAAGGUCAAACUCAGGAUCAGGAAUCCUUUCGUAAGUUUAUAUUUGAGGUAAAGCGGAAAAAAAGGGUUGUGAUGUAAAAAGUGGAGAGAGCUCGUGGGACUUUUUCUUUUCUGAUGUUGCAUGUGAUGUGAUUGCAUCUAUUUUUUAAUUGUUUACUCUGUUGUGGAUCGCAAGACUGCUGUCAUGUGUGCUCAUGUAUAUUGCUCCUGACAUCUAUGUGCCUUUUUUUUUUUUUUUUUUUUUAACAGAUCUUGUUUUAUUGAGUUGUAGACCAGUAAUAGCUGACUCACUCCCAUCCAUGCAGUGUCUGCCCUGUGCAGCAGUAUAUGUCCACAUAAUACACAUUAGAUAGUAUUAUCUGUGCAUGAAUAUUUAUCACAAUAUCACUGUUGUAUUAUAGGUUUGUUUUAUUUAGAAAAAUACCAUAAGAAGAAAAAAAAAUGAGUAGAUUUGUGAAAAGUGUAUAGCUUAUGUCCUAUAAAAUGUGUUAUUGCAUCUUUGUAUUAAACAAAUGACAUUUGGUAACUUAACAUACCUAUCAUGUCACGAGAAGACUUGACGUGCAAUAGAAAUGCACAAUGUAAUAUAACUACUGAGUCAUUGCAGUUCUACCCUGUUAUAGAUGGUGUGUAUGCUCAUGUAAACAUUGAAAAUGUGUAGUGCUUCUGUUACCUUUUGUUUUUACGAUUAAGCUUGCUAAUACUUUGCAAGGAUUUAAGUUUCUGUUUGACUUAUGACAUUCUAAUGAACUAUCAAAUAUUAUAAUGUUCACUUGUAAAAAAAAUAGCUAAUUACUGUGGUAGAUAAAAAUGAAGUCAUGGGGCCUGUUAAAUCCUCCCAGGAUUCCUCAUCUGUACUUGAGUACUUGACUCACAACAGCUUCACGCUGCAACAUGUACAUUUGUUUGUACUGAGGAUAAAGUGGGAAAAUGUA